Messenger RNA from Cygnus atratus (black swan), 1111 nucleotides. It is a transcript of the gene NSUN3, whose product is annotated as NOP2/Sun RNA methyltransferase 3. The record is from RefSeq and is a predicted model, not a curated record. Gene Ontology annotation, biological process: rRNA methylation. Gene Ontology annotation, cellular component: mitochondrial large ribosomal subunit. Gene Ontology annotation, molecular function: methyltransferase activity. The transcript is spliced from 6 exons. NCBI's taxonomy places the organism in Eukaryota, Metazoa, Chordata, Aves, Anseriformes, Anatidae. The coding region runs from base 17 to 1108 and encodes 363 amino acids.
GGCUCCGGCCCUGGCCAUGCGGCUGCCGCCCGCCGCGGCCCGGCUGCUGCCGGCACCGCUCCCCGCCGGGGCCGGCCUGUGGCCGCGGCGAGGGGCCGCCCGGCCGUCGGAGCAGGUGGAAAAUAAAAUAAAAGGGAAACUUGAAAAGCAAAUUUGUCAAGUUGUUCUGGAUCAUUUUGAGAAGCAGUACACAGUGGAACUGGGAGAUAAGUGGACCAGUGUCAGAGAUGUACUCACAUGCCCGUCGUGCUGGCAGUAUGCCAUUCUGCUUAACAAAUUCAGCCAGUCCGCUGAACUGGAGAAUACGUUGCGUGUGAAGGGAUAUCAUCUUGCCUUUCGAGGAACUUUGCCUUAUCUUCCAAGAUCAUUGAAGUGUUACAUCAGUAGAACUCCUAGGAGAUUCCCUGCGCAAAAACACCAAACUGGUAAACUGAAAGAAUAUUACCUGCUGAAUGCUGCUUCAGUGUUACCAGUGCUGGCAUUAGAGGUGAAAGAUGGGGAAGACGUUUUGGAUCUCUGUGCUGCACCAGGGGGUAAAUCAGUAACUAUCCUACAGUGUGCCUAUCCAGGUCAAUUUCACUGUAACGAGUAUGAUGAUUUGAGAUCAAGGUGGUUGAAACAGACAAUGGAAUCCUUCAUCCCGGAUCCGUUGGUUAACUUAAUAACUGUCUCUAAACUAGACGGUAGACAGAUUGGAGAUUUUAAACCUGAAUUGUACGACAAGGUACUGGUUGAUGCUCCUUGUUCAAAUGACAGAAGCUGGUUAUUCUCUUCUGAUACUCAGCAAGCUAAGCUUAGGCUAAUACAAAGAAAAGAAUUGUCUUCUCUACAAUUCCAGCUGCUAAGGUCUGCUAUUAAAGCAUUGCGUCCUGGUGGAUCAUUGGUCUAUUCCACUUGCACUCUCUCGAAGGCAGAAAACAGCGAUGUAAUAAAUCUCAUUCUAAAAUCCUGCGCUAAUGUAAUGCCUGUAGAUAUAAGUGAAAUGGCCAAAGCUGUUUCCCAGGAAUUCACUUUUCUCUGUGAUACACAACAGCAUGAACUUCUGGUUCUGCCGGAGGAAGGGAAAGCCUGGGGCCCAAUGUAUGUAGCUAAAUUAAAGAAAAUAUAGUCC